GCGAUAAACGUUUAAAGCUUUAAAAAAGAAAUAAAUAGUCUAAAAAAAGGCCAGAAGCAGAAGCUCAUCUACAACAACAAAAAUCAAAUCAAAUCAAAUCAAAACCCCAUAUUCGCAUUUAAUUGCGCAGCGCCCGGCGGAGAGAACAGAGGAAAACAGAGUCAAAGUGGGAGUGGAAGUGGGAUUAGAGUUCAGGACCACAGACGCCUCCAUUGACAGCUUCUGUUGCAGCUUCAGGUGCGGGAAUUCGUGAAACGAGAGGAUUGCCUCGUAAGCAGCAGCAGCAGCCGGAGCCGCAGGAGCCACUAACCAACAGAAGAACUCAUAUUGCAACAUUGUGUAGCCUCCUCAUCUGCUAAUAAAAGACCGUAAAUCAUCGAAGGAUCCAGUUCCACCCACCGCCCAUGGCUGACGACGAUUUGCGGGCUCUGGUGGACAGCCUGGAUGACGCCUCGCCGGAGAACCUGGCCAAUGUCAUAGCCAACUUCUCGCUGGAUAUGCUGCAGAGGGCGAGCGCCCUAAUUGGCGCCCAGCAGCCGCACAGUGGGGCGCUGCUCAUCAAUCGCACGCAACAAUGCCAACAGCAGAGCCAACAGGAGGAUGAACUGGAGGCCACAGUCACGGCAGCAGCAGCAGCGGCAGGUGGCAAGCGGAUCUUACACUGUCCCAGCGCAUUCGAUUCGGUGCUGUGUUGGCCACGCACCAAAGCCGCCACCCUGGCCGUGCUGCCCUGCUUUGAGGAGUUCAAGGGCGUGCACUACGAUACCACAGAGAAUGCCACGCGAUACUGCUUCGAGAAUGGGACCUGGGAUCAUUAUUCGGACUACGAUCGCUGCCACCAGCAGUCAGGCUCCGUGCCAAUGGUUCCUGAUUUCUCCCCCAGCGUGGACCUGCCGGCCAUUAUCUAUGCCUGUGGAUACUUCAUCAGUUUUGCCACCCUGGUGGUAGCCCUCAUCGUAUUCCUUAGCUUUAAAGACUUGCGCUGCCUGCGAAACACGAUUCAUGCGAAUCUAUUCCUCACCUACAUCACCUCCGCUCUGCUGUGGAUACUCACGCUGUUCCUGCAAGUGAUAACCACGGAGUCUAGUCAAGCUGGCUGCAUUACGCUAGUCAUCAUGCUGCAAUACUUUUACUUGACCAACUUUUUCUGGAUGUUCGUCGAAGGCCUCUAUUUGUACACCCUGGUGGUGCAAACAUUCUCCAGCGAUAACAUCAGCUUUAUUAUCUAUGCCCUCAUUGGCUGGGGCUGUCCCGCUAUAUUCAUUAUGGCCUGGGCCAUAGCCAAAGCGUUUGCCCCCCAUCUGGAGAAUGAUCAUUUCAAUGGGGUGAGUACUGCUAUACCAUCCCAUUUAUCUUAAUUCUUUCUUUGGUUCUGGAUUCAGCUGGAAAUCGACUGCGGAUGGAUGCGAGAAUCUCACAUUGAUUGGAUAUUCAAGGGGCCCGCCUCGGUGGCUCUGCUUGUUAACUUGGUAUUUCUCAUACGCAUCAUGUGGGUGCUCAUUACCAAACUCCGUUCGGCACACACCCUGGAGACGCGGCAGUAUUACAAGGCAUCCAAGGCCCUUCUAGUGCUCAUUCCCCUCUUUGGGAUCACCUACCUGCUGGUCCUCACUGGCCCCGAACAGGGUAUCAGUCGCAAUCUCUUUGAGGCCAUACGGGCAUUUCUCAUCAGCACACAAGGCUUUUUUGUGGCGCUCUUCUAUUGUUUCCUCAACUCGGAGGUGCGCCAGACGCUAAGGCAUCGCUUCAUUCGUUGGCGCGAGAGUCGGAACAUCCAUCGGAGUAGCUCCAUCAAGAACCGCAGGCAUCGCGCCUCCAAAGACUACUCGCAGAGAUCGCGAACCGAAAGUCUACGACUGACCUCAACAAGUCCCGUACCCACCGGACACUAUGAAUGAUCGAUCACCACACACACAAAAGCCACAAACCACAAACACACACACCGAUCUAUGUACACUAUACAGAGAUUUCCUCCUA
Molecule: messenger RNA, 1977 nt
Organism: Drosophila persimilis
Lineage: Eukaryota; Metazoa; Arthropoda; Insecta; Diptera; Drosophilidae
Gene: Dh44-R2
Product: diuretic hormone receptor
Exons: 11
Biological process (GO): adenylate cyclase-modulating G protein-coupled receptor signaling pathway; cell surface receptor signaling pathway
Cellular component (GO): plasma membrane
Molecular function (GO): G protein-coupled peptide receptor activity; diuretic hormone receptor activity; peptide hormone binding
Source: RefSeq, a predicted model, not a curated record